Neltuma alba is the source of this 4689-nucleotide messenger RNA. RefSeq names its product helicase-like transcription factor CHR28. Lineage: Eukaryota; Viridiplantae; Streptophyta; Magnoliopsida; Fabales; Fabaceae. Bases 300 to 4283 code for a protein of 1327 amino acids. The transcript has 12 exons. The record is from RefSeq and is a predicted model, not a curated record. Gene Ontology annotation, molecular function: ATP binding; ATP-dependent activity, acting on DNA; metal ion binding. Gene Ontology annotation, cellular component: nucleus. Gene Ontology annotation, biological process: DNA repair.
CCUCUCUAGCUUUUACGGUUUACCUCUUCAAUACGGGAGGCGAAAGUCGCAUCACGAACCUUCUAAGAAAUUGGCGUCGAGAUUUCCGUUUCUCUGUCGUUUUGGCCCCCGAAUUUUCUCCCUAUGCGAAUGAGAUUGGAACUGUCGCUGCUGCUUUUGGACCGGCGGAAUCGGAACGGGCACGCUUUACUUUAGGGGCUGCUCUUUUGUUUCUGUUUUGCUCUCUUGAAGUUUGAAAUCUAGCUAGGGUUUCUGCUCGGACAGAAUUUGAGGUUUCUUUUUUCCUGCCGGUGUUGGUGAUGGCGGACGAGGGGUUCGAUUACUCGGACCUGGUUGACGGAGAUGCUGAUGCUGAUGAUAAGUUGUUUAUAGAUCUUGACACCGUUUUGAAUGUCCUUGAUGAGGAUUGUGAUCCUUCGGAGAGUAGUCUGGAGGGUUUUUCAUUAAAAAAUGUCUCACCUGGCGAAUCCAGCAUCCACGAUAAUUUUCAGCUUCAAAGCGGAAAUUCCAUGCUUUGCUGUGAUCAUGAAAAUCAAGGACCUCCUUCACAGACUUGCUCCUCCUCUCAUGCUGUCCCUGAUGGUUUUCAGCAGUUGGAUCCUCUGGAUGGAAGUAACGAGAUUUGCUACACAGAAAGGGAAGGAACUUCAGGAUGUGAGGUGCCAGCCCAAUCUUUGGAACCUAGUGCUCCCGAGCCACAUUUCAACAAUACAUCGGUUUGUGGGGAUAAUUUGAACUUGAAUCCUCUCUGGAAGGAAAAAAAGGAAAGCCAACUCAAGCAUGUGGGAGAGGACGUUAAGUCUGAAUAUGCUUCUUACAGCCCUAUGAUUGAGAAUAGUGACGUAAGUUUUGCACAAUAUGGAGCUUUUGAUGAAGAUAUGUGUGAAGGAGUUUCUGGGCAGCCGGAAUCUGACUCGUGUACGUCUUUUGAAAUGUCAUUCAUGGAUGCUAAUGGAGGCUCACAUAUUGGAACAUCAACCAAUUCUACUAUUUGCCGAGGCUUCAAUGCUCUUGGUGAUUCUCGUGACUACUUUUCAUCCUUGCAUGGUUAUAAGGGUACCGAUGAUAGACUUCUACCUUCUGACUUGUCACUUGCUUCUUAUUUGCCUAAUGUCUCUGGCUCUCAGUUUUGGCCAAAUCAAGAAAUACUUGAUAAUGUGAAGGGUGAAAACAUGGAAUAUGUGGCUGAUGCCUCACGUGUGAGUAGUAACAUGCAUUCCAGUUCUACUGGUGGGAUUUCUUUUCAAGAUAAUCAAUUCUUAUCAGCAGAUAGUGAAUUUUCUUCAUUUUUUCCUGGUAAUGUUUCAUACUAUCCAUGUGAAGAGCAAGUAGCUCGUGUCAAAGGUGAAAGAGAUCAACCGAUUACACCUUACCAGAACUCUCUUUUUGAAAAUUACUCUGAGUUUAAUGGAGGCCAAGAGAUGAAUCAAUUAAAAGGAGGCCUAGAGAUGAAUCAGUUAAAUAGUGCUUUUCCUUCCAUGGGAAAUUAUGGUCUUAAUUUGUUAGAGUGCGAGGCUAAAGACGCUGAUGUAUUAUCCAACAUACAUCAUUAUCAAGGAAUGAUUGAUGGUACUGGUUGUAAAUUUUUAAGAGACACAGCUAAUUUGAAUAGACAAGCCUUAAACAAAUCUUUGCCCUAUACCCAGGCAUCAAUUGGCACUGAGGAGCAGUUUGGUUAUGUUAAGAAUGAAGGGGAGGAAAAAAUGAUUCAGUGUAGGAAUUUUGAUUCUCACAUUUCAAAAGCUGGCGCUGAGUUGGUUCACAGUAAUUUUUUAGAGAAAUCCCAUGUUGAGGAUGAUGACUCUGAUGUCUGUGUGAUUGAAAGCAUUAGUCAUCCUGCACCAGUGAAUCGGUCGACAGACCAUUGGAAUUCUCAUAAGAUAUCACAGUACUCUCCAUAUGGUGAUUCACAACCUUGCAUGUCACGAAGCACAAGGUCGAAGGCCUUUGAUGAGCAAUAUGUAUUACGAGCUGCACUACAGGAUUUAUCUCAGCCAAAGUCAGAAGUUAUACCUCCAGAUGGAUUGAUGGCUGUUCCUCUAUUAAGACAUCAGAGAAUUGCUUUGUCAUGGAUGGUUCAAAAGGAAACAUCAAGUUUAUACUGCUCAGGGGGAAUCCUUGCAGAUGAUCAGGGACUUGGAAAAACGGUGUCGACUAUUGCUUUGAUACUGAAGGAAAGACCUCCAGCACUUAUAGCUUGCCAAAAUCCACAAAAGGGUGAAUUAGAAACUCUGAAUUUGGAUGUCGAUGAUGAUGUCCUUGCCGAGGGUGGUGGAGUGAAGGAAGACAGGCCCAGUGUAAGUCCAAUCGAAAACAAGAAUUUGUUGAUGCAAACAAAGGGAAGGCCAUCUGCAGGAACGCUUAUUGUUUGUCCCACCAGUGUCCUGCGGCAAUGGGCUGAAGAGUUGCAAAAUAAGGUAACCAGCAAAGCAAAUCUCUCUGUGCUAGUGUACCAUGGAAGCAACCGAACCAAAGAUCCGUAUAUGCUGGCCAAGUAUGAUGUUGUUCUGACAACUUAUUCAAUUGUCAGCAUGGAGGUACCUAAGCAGCCUCUGGUUGACAAAGAUGAAGAAGAGAAAGGAAAAUCUGAUGUUCAUGCUGGUCUACCACCUAGUAAGAAGAGGAAAUGCCCUUCUUCUAGUAGAAGUGGCAAGAAGGGAUUAGACCAUGCUUUGCUUGAGGUUUCUGCUCGCCCUUUAGCAAAGGUGGCAUGGUUUAGAGUUGUCUUGGAUGAGGCCCAGAGUAUAAAGAACCACAGAACUCAAGUUGCAAGGGCCUGCUGGGGUCUUCGUGCAAAGCGAAGAUGGUGCUUGUCUGGAACUCCUAUCCAGAAUGCUAUUGAUGAUCUUUAUAGUUAUUUUAGAUUUCUCAGAUAUGACCCUUAUGCUAUCUAUAAUACAUUCUGUUCUACUAUUAAGAUUCCAAUAAACAGAAAUCCAAACAGAGGGUAUAGAAAGCUACAAGCUGUCUUGAAGACAAUAAUGUUACGCAGGACAAAAGGCACACUUCUUGAUGGAGAACCUAUUAUUACACUGCCACCUAAGUAUGUGCAGCUGAAAAAAGUGGAUUUUUCAAGAGAGGAGCGUGAUUUCUAUUCCAGACUGGAGGCUGAUUCUCGUGCACAGUUUCAGGAAUAUGCUAAUGCUGGAACUGUUAAGGAAAAUUAUGUCAACAUUCUGUUGAUGCUUUUACGUCUUCGACAAGCUUGUGAUCAUCCUCUGCUUGUUAAGCGCUACAAUUCUAACUCUCUAUGGAGAUCUUCAGUUGAGAUGGCAAAGAAACUUCCUUGGGAAAAACGAACAUCACUUUUCAACUGUUUGGAGGCUUCCUUGGCUAUUUGUGGCAUCUGUAAUGAUCCUCCUGAAGAGGCAGUUGUUUCAUCUUGUGGUCAUGUCUUUUGUAACCAGUGCAUUUCUGAACAUCUCACUGGUGAUGACAACCAGUGCCCUACUACAAAUUGCAAAGCUCAAUUGAGUAUGUCUUCGGUGUUCUCCAGAGCCGCAUUGAACUGCUCUCUUUCUGACCAGGCUAGUAAUAGUUUGGUUGAUUGCUCUGGUUCUGAAGUGGAGGGUUAUGAGCCUUGUUCUCAGAGUCAGCCAAUUGAUUCUUCAAAAAUUAAGGCUGCUCUUGAGGUGUUGAACUCAUUGUGUAAGCCACAGGUUAAUGCAUCAAAAAGUAUUUCAAUGCAGACUAAUUCUGAUGAACAUAGUGACAGCCAUGGGAAUUCCUCUGACGCCAACGAGGUGAAAUCUUUCAAGGAUUUUCCUGAGAGUCAAAAUAUGUCGGAUGGAAGCUCCAAUGAUUCAAUUGUUAGAGAGAAAGCUAUUGUAUUUUCUCAGUGGACAAGGAUGUUGGAUUUGCUUGAAGCAUGUCUUAAGAAUUCUUCAAUUCAGUAUAGGAGGCUUGAUGGCACAAUGUCGGUUGUUGCUAGGGAUAAAGCCGUUAAAGAUUUCAAUACUCUCCCAGAGGUAACAGUUAUGAUUAUGUCUUUGAAAGCUGCAAGCCUCGGCCUCAACAUGGUAGCUGCCUGCCAUGUACUUUUGCUUGAUCUAUGGUGGAAUCCAACAACAGAAGAUCAAGCAAUUGACAGAGCGCAUCGAAUUGGGCAGACUCGCCCUGUGACUGUUUUACGGUUGACUGUGAGAGAUACAGUUGAAGAUCGGAUUUUAGCUCUACAGCAAAAGAAGCGGAAGAUGGUUGCAUCUGCGUUUGGAGAAGAUGAAACUGGCGGUCGUCAAAGUCGCCUCACAGUGGAUGAUUUAAAAUACUUGUUCAUGAUGUGAUUAGGCACAUACAUUCGUACAGAUACAAAUUUGUUUUUGGAUUUUCUCUCCAAAAAGGGGGUUGGCUGUUGGUGGCUGCAGAAGUCAGGAAACAACAAACAGGACAUUUGCUAACCAAUACUGACAGUAACCACGGGGGUUCUGGUGACGUUUGACAUGAAAAGAUUAAAUGUAUUGCCAUUAUAUUUUGGUUGAGAUGAUUCAUUCUUUUACCUGGAAAUUUUGGUUUAGUCUCAUACAUUUGUAUAGGAUGGGGACUAGGAGCAGUUGCAGACAGGAAGGCAGAUAGAUUCUCAGAUUUUUCUUGUAAAUAAUAGAAGGUUUAGUCUUUCUCAUAAUGAUUAGUCUACUCGCUCUUCUGUUUGUUUGUUUGUGUUUUUAUUGAGCCGUAUGUUUAAAUUUCAAA